CGAUAACAGUGACCCUGCAAAACGGCGUGGUGCAUGUUGUUUAGCAUGGAUUUUCAGAGUGCAAUGGAAACCUUCGCUGAAGCUUGGGUCGCCGCCAGCACUGGAGAACAGACGCAAGCUCUUGCCCUGACUCGUUCAAAGUCUCCCAAAAAAGACUCCUCAAUGCCAGUAUCUCCGUCGCACACUACCGAACGUGACACCGAAAUGUCCAGCCCGAAGGCCAUAUCCGGCACAGCAGCCUCGUCCUCGAGCAGCAGCAAUAGCAGCACAGCCGAACCACCAUCAACCGAUCGUUCCCAACCGAACGAUGUGAACGGUUCAUCGAACCAUCACCAUCUGCCCGCUCCCAGCAAUGGCCCUUCGGGAUCAUCUUCCAGCCAAGCCAAUACAGGCUCGGGACAGUCACGUUCGGACCUCGCAACGAACCUUCACCCUACCAUCAGUGUGUCACAAUCCCUGCUGGCAGCCGCCGCCACCGUUAAUCGCUCCGUAACGCCACGCAUCAGCGUAUCCAACUCGCUAACGGCACCGGAAAACAACGGACCGGGACCGAACGGGCAGGCAGGCAGCAAUCCCGUCAAUGGGCCACACAUCGAUCGGACCAUACUACAGUCACCGGUAGCGGCCGUUGCAGCGGCCGCUGCAGCCAUGCAGGAUCGGAAGCAGGAUUUUGACUUCAGCAAAGUUAACGCUAAAUCCUUACCGCUUCAUUGCGUCGUUGAGUCCGUCAGUUCGUUGCAAGCGACCCUCAACUUUGACACCCGCAGCCCCUGGAAACGACGGCCAAACAUCGAAACGGACAGCUACGUCAUCAUACCGGCUGCGACACCAUUUUGUGAUAUUGUUACGACCGCGCUACAGCGGCUCGGCUAUUCUACAGAGAUCUCCAAUGCAGCUAGAGGUUCCAUAUCGAUCAAGAACUGGAAGUCCCUGUCACUCGAUGCCAUCUCGGACAAUCCGCUCGUCUCGGUGAGCGACAUCCUCGGCGAGCUGACCUCGGUCGUAACGCUGAAGAUUACGAUCCUGCGCAACAAACCGUCCCAGCUGGCCGAAAUUAAGGAUAAACUGUUGAAGCUGCUCAUACUCCAGUCGCACACGCUGCUCCGAUCGACUGGUUGCCCCUUGGAUGAGAUAACGCUAUCGCAAAUAUGUCGCAGCCCACUGCAGACCACGUUCCCCUUCACGCCCGAAAUACCCGAGGAGACGCGACGUAACUUUGACCAGUGGUGGAACAACCAGCUGGCACCGCAACCGAACCCGAUCGCUCACAAAAUACUGCCGUUUGCCAACCCACAGCAGAACGAUCAUCUCGACUUUUCUAGUCAUGGUUUUCCGAGUUUACACGCCGCCAAACGGGAUGCGGCUUUGCUGGUGGGUGAUGGAGGUGCGGUAGCGGCUGCCGCAGCGGCAGCACACCAUGCCAGCCAGCAUCACAAUCUCGUUGUGCAUCCGGCACUGCAGACCGUCCACUCGCAGUACCCCAACCAGAAGACACGCAUGCGAACGAGCUUCGAUCCGGAGAUGGAACUGCCGAAAUUGCAGCGCUGGUUCCAGGAGAAUCCACAUCCCUCCCGCCAGCAGAUUCAAUCGUACGUGGUGCAGCUUAACUCGCUCGAGUCGCGCCGCGGCCGUAAACCGCUCGAUGUGAACAAUGUGGUGUACUGGUUUAAGAAUGCACGGGCCGCCCAAAAGCGCGCCGAGAUGCGGCAGGGGAUGACGAACGGGUUCGGAACACCUAGCAUGAUGCUGUCCCAGGCGGACUAUAUGAAGAGUUCGCCGAGUGCUCCGUCGGAAGAUAUCGACAAUCUGUCGCAGGAUGAAAUGGACGACGAGCUCGAUAGGCCAAUGUCGCCGCAGCUUCCACUGUCGCUCACGAUCCACGAGCGCAACCAUCCACUAACGCCCUCGGAUCAGACACCGAUCAAGCAGGAAAACAAUUCUGGGUCUGCGAGUCCUCCGCCGUCACCUUCGCCCAACCAUGAGCACAGUUCGGGUAAUUCCAACUCGGGCAAUAACCAUGGAGUUAGCGCUAGCGGUAAUAACAAUGGUGCUGGGCUCGGUGCCACGGGGCUCAGUAUGAACAACAAUAACAAUAGUAGCAACACAAACAACAACAACAAUAAUGGCAACAACGAGUCCGCCAACGAUUCCACACUGAACGAUGAGCCGAAAUCGAACUAUUCCAACGAGCGGAGCAGCUCACCGCAAAGGUCAUCCCGCUCGCCCGCCUCCGAGGAUCUCGAUAUGGACGAACCGGACGUUAGUAACAUGGAUGACUAUCGGUCACCUUCACCCGACUCCAAGCGUCAGCUGCCCUUUCCGAUGAACAAUCCCAUGUUGUCGCACUCGAUCAUGUACAUGUCACACUACAUCCCAGCGAUGCAAGGUGCGGCUGGUAUGCAUCUAAAGAGUGACUUCAACCCAGCCGCUCACGGUCCGCUCGGGCAGGGUGGCCUAAACCUUUCGUUCAACAGUGACGAACGGCGGAAGCGUAAUCGCACCUUCAUCGACCCUGUCACCGAGGUGCCGAAGCUGGAGCAGUGGUUCUCGAUGAACACGCACCCAUCGCAUAAUCUCAUCCUGAAGUACACCGAGGAUCUCAACCGUAUGCCUUACCGCCAAAAGUUCCCCCGUCUGGAGAGCAAAAAUGUGCAGUUCUGGUUCAAGAAUCGGCGGGCCAAGUGUAAACGGCUCAAGAUGUCACUGUACGAUCCGGCCCAGCUGGCAAACCUGGGCGAACAGGCACAUCUGGCGGCGCUACACGAUGCACCGCAUCUGUCCGGGCUGCACGAGGCAUCACAGUUGCACCCGUUUCAUCACGGCGAUCGGGAUUAGGUGA
Messenger RNA from Anopheles maculipalpis, 2839 nucleotides. RefSeq lists its product as uncharacterized. The record is from RefSeq and is a predicted model, not a curated record. Gene Ontology annotation, biological process: regulation of transcription by RNA polymerase II; chromatin remodeling. Lineage: Eukaryota; Metazoa; Arthropoda; Insecta; Diptera; Culicidae. Gene Ontology annotation, molecular function: RNA polymerase II cis-regulatory region sequence-specific DNA binding; DNA-binding transcription factor activity, RNA polymerase II-specific. The coding region runs from base 34 to 2835 and encodes 933 amino acids. The transcript has 6 exons.